GUGGCCCGGGAAGGUUUAAAAGCUGUUGCAGGCAGCUGGGAGGCAGAAAAGCUGCUGCAGGCAGGAGCGGGCAAAGGGGAGGCUGCAAGGCAGGAGCAGGCAGAGGGAGCCACCACACCUGGCAGGAUGGAUGUGGGGCAGGUGACAUCCACCAACGGGCUGAGUACAGUGGCUGCCAACAGGCUGGAUGGCUGGAUUGCGGAGACCCUGCAGCCCAGCACAGAUUUCUGCAAGCAGGUGAAGCAGACGGUGAAGCAAAUCUGCGACUUCCUGAAGGAGGACUGCUUUGAGACCAACAUCCAUGUCCACAAGACCGUCAAGGGCGGCUCAGCAGGCAAGGGCACAGCCCUGAGGAACAACUCCGAUGCCGAUGUGGUGCUCUUCCUCAGCUACUUCUCCAGCUACGAGGAGCAGAAGCAGAAGAGAAGUUAUAUCCUGGAUUUGAUCGAGAGGAGGCUGCACGCCUGCAGGCAGAGGCUGACAUUUACCGUGGACAUCAGCGAGCCCCGGUACAAGGGUCCCGGCAAUACACCGCGCUCCCUCAGCCUCACCCUCUGCUCCAAGGAGACCUUGGAGUCCAUUGAGGUGGACAUUCUGCCUGCCUACGAUGCCUUGGGGCCGGUGAGCCGGGAUGCCCCCCCGGACGCCAGGGUGUUCGUGGAGCUCCUGAAUGCCCACAGUGACCCCGGGGAGUUCUCCCCCUGCUUCACUGAGCUGCAGAAGAUGUUUGUGAAGCGUUACCCUGCCAAGCUGAAGAACCUCCUGCGCCUGGUCAAGUACUGGUACAAGCAGAUGCUGAAGCCACAGUACCCCUCCGCAGACCUGCCCCCCAAGUAUGCCCUAGAGCUGCUGACCAUCUAUGCUUGGGAGGAGGGCACAGGCUCCUGCGAGUCCUUUGUCAUGGCCGAGGGCUUCCGUACAGUGCUGGAGCUGCUGUGCCAGCACCGGGAGAUCUGCAUCUACUGGGAGACAUACUACUCACUCCAGCACAGCCAGAUCGGUGCCCACGUGAAGGAGCUGCUGCGCAGUCCCCGCCCCAUCAUCCUGGACCCCGCCGACCCCACAGGGAUCCUGGGCCAAGGCAAAAAUUGGGACCUAGUGGCACAGGAAGCUGCCCGCCACCGUUCACUGCCCUGCGUCAAUACUGCGCGGCCCUGGGAUGUGCAGACAGCCCGGACCGUGAAGAUUGAGGUGAAGCAGCUGAUGGGUACCAGCUUGAGCAUGACUGUCAGCCCAGGCACCACUGUCUGGCAGCUGAAGGAGAAGAUUGAGCAGGCGUGGGGCAUUCCCUGGUACAGGCAGCGCCUGGCACAGCAGGAGCCAAGCAGUGUCGUCCUGCAGGAUGACAAGACCCUGGCCACCUAUGGCAUCUUCUACAGUACCACGCUGCUGCUGCUGCAGACCGAGUCCCAGGCAAUGGAGGUCUUUGUGAAGGACGACAAGAACCGGACCACCACCUACACUGUGCAGCCCACUGACACUGUCCAGGAGCUGAAAGAGCAGAUCCACAGGCGGCAGGGGCCUCUGGCCAACCAGCAGCGCCUGACAUACGGCUCCAGGGAGCUGGAGGACCAGCACACCCUGGCGCACUACAAUAUCCAGCCCAGGAGCACCAUCUUCAUGCUCCUACGGCUCCGGGGGGGUGCAGUCCCCCAGCACCCCCAGUUCCCUGCCUGCUCGCUCUCCUGAGCAUCGUCCCCACCACCAGCCCACACGCCUGUACCCUGUCGUCACGCUGGCAAU
This is a messenger RNA of Egretta garzetta (little egret), 1743 nucleotides long. Its product is annotated as 2'-5'-oligoadenylate synthase 1. Gene Ontology annotation, biological process: defense response to virus; regulation of ribonuclease activity; negative regulation of viral genome replication. Lineage: Eukaryota; Metazoa; Chordata; Aves; Pelecaniformes; Ardeidae. The record is from RefSeq and is a predicted model, not a curated record. Gene Ontology annotation, molecular function: double-stranded RNA binding; protein binding; 2'-5'-oligoadenylate synthetase activity. The transcript is spliced from 6 exons. Gene Ontology annotation, cellular component: cytosol; nucleoplasm; membrane. The coding region runs from base 127 to 1689 and encodes 520 amino acids.